AUGCUCGCGCCGCUUCCGCGCCUGACGAGCGCGCUCCGUGGCCACUACGACGCCGAUCAGGCCUACCUCCUCCGCAAGAGCGCCCUCCAGGCCCUCACCCUCUUCAGGCCGCAUGACGAGUGGAAGCUUGCGCGGAAAAUCGUGCCUGGCUGGGACGAUGCUUCCAGCGAAGUGUGCCAGGCGUAUAAGCAAUUUAUCGGGGCCAUUGUGGAGUUGUUGAGCGGAGAGGCAGUGUCUGAAGAACUCUAUGAAGUUGCUCAAACUGUGUAUGCCCUAUUUGGUGGCGAUGACACGGAGUAUGUUGCUGCCGAAAGAGCCCUUUCGAAAAGGAAUGAGUUGGAGAGCCUUGUGGGCUACACCGUACAAGACUCAGUUUUGAAAAAGCUAGCUCAGUUAGCUCAGAAGCUCGGUUCCCUUCAACGAGCAAGUGCCCAUGAAUCUGUACACAGAAUAGCGGAUGAUGUAAAUGAAAAUGAUAGAAUUGAAUUUGGAGCAGACUUCGAUUUCAAGCCACCUGCCCGUUUCAUUGUUGAUGUUUCUCUUGACGUACCCUUAGAAAGUACUGAAUUGGGCAGUGGUCCAUUUGAAAAAGGGCAGUAUGAUGCUUGGAGCACAUCCACAACUAGUCAUUCAACUGCUGUUAGGGAUUCUGUGAGUUUGAGGUGGCUGAAAGAUCAGUGUGCUUUGAUAACUAAAAGUGGUGGCUCGAUGCUCUCAGGAGAUGAACUUGCAAUGACCUUGUGCAGAGUGCUCCUAUCAAAUAAAGCAGGCGAUGAGAUAGCUGGUGAACUGUUGGACCUGGUUGGCGACACUGCUUUUGAAAUAGUUCAGGAUCUUCUUUUGCACAGGAAAGAGCUAGUAGAUGCAAUUCAACAUGGAUUGUCGAUACUGAAAUCUGAGAAAAUGACCUCAGGUAAUCAACCAAAGAUGCCAACUUAUGGCACACAGGUAACUGUACAAACAGAGUCUGAACGCCAGCUUGAUAAGAUUAGGAGGAAAGAGGAAAAACGCAGCAAGCGUGGUGCAGACAGUGGCAAUAGCGAUAUUGGUGUUGAUGAUUUUUCAUCCCUUCUUUUGGCAAGUGAACGAAAGAAACCAUUUGAUGACGUGAUUGGUACUGGAGAAGGGUCGGAUAGUUUUACAGUAACUUCCCUUCCUCAAGGAACCACAAGGAAACACAUGAAGGGGUAUGAAGAAGUGAAGAUUCCACCAACUCCAACAGCAUCACUGAAACCCAAUGAGAAGCUGAUUGAAAUAAGAGAAUUAGAUGAGCUCGCCCUGUUAGGAGUGAAUGAACUCUGUGCAUUACGGUGGGCUUCAGCCCAAACAUGUACAUGGGCAAAUAUGCAUAGAAGCCCUUACACAAAGAGGAAAUAG
Miscanthus lutarioriparius is the source of this 1377-nucleotide messenger RNA. The record is from the annotation of a GenBank genome assembly. NCBI's taxonomy places the organism in Eukaryota, Viridiplantae, Streptophyta, Magnoliopsida, Poales, Poaceae.